CGUAGGAGUGAUGAAUGACGCAACAGACGUCGCAUAAAUCCCGGCCCCGCCGAGCCGGAGCCCUCAGAGGCGACUGGCUUUGUGUGUAGACUCUGUGCUGGUGUGGAAGUGACGCGACGUGAUUGAAUUUGCAGUAUUUUCGCGUUCGUUGACAGGUCAAAAUGCAGAUCUUCGUGAAGACCUUGACGGGCAAGACCAUCACCCUGGAGGUGGAGCCCAGUGACACCAUCGAGAACGUGAAGGCCAAGAUCCAGGAUAAGGAAGGCAUCCCCCCUGACCAGCAGAGGCUCAUCUUCGCAGGCAAGCAGCUGGAAGAUGGCCGCACUCUUUCCGAUUACAACAUCCAGAAGGAGUCGACCCUGCAUCUGGUCCUGCGUCUGAGGGGUGGUAUGCAGAUCUUCGUGAAGACCCUGACCGGCAAGACCAUCACCCUGGAGGUGGAGCCCAGCGACACCAUCGAGAACGUGAAGGCCAAGAUCCAGGAUAAGGAAGGCAUCCCUCCUGACCAGCAGAGGCUCAUCUUCGCAGGCAAGCAGCUGGAAGAUGGCCGCACUCUUUCUGAUUACAACAUCCAGAAGGAGUCGACCCUGCAUCUGGUCCUCCGUCUGAGGGGUGGCUGUUAAUUCUUCAGUCCUGCAUCCAUAUCGCCCAGUGAUGGCAUUACUCUGCACUCUAGCCAUUUGCCCCAAUUUAAGUUUAGAAAUUGCCGGUUUCAGUAAUAACUGAACCUGUUCAAAAUGUUAAUAAAGGUUUUGUUGCAUGGUA
This is a messenger RNA of Vicugna pacos (alpaca), 765 nucleotides long. It is a transcript of the gene UBB, whose product is annotated as ubiquitin B. Lineage: Eukaryota; Metazoa; Chordata; Mammalia; Artiodactyla; Camelidae. Gene Ontology annotation, molecular function: protein binding. The record is from RefSeq and is a predicted model, not a curated record.